Lolium rigidum is the source of this 2166-nucleotide messenger RNA. RefSeq lists its product as uncharacterized. Gene Ontology annotation, biological process: Golgi vesicle transport. The coding region runs from base 20 to 2011 and encodes 663 amino acids. The transcript is spliced from 11 exons. Gene Ontology annotation, cellular component: membrane. Lineage: Eukaryota; Viridiplantae; Streptophyta; Magnoliopsida; Poales; Poaceae. The record is from RefSeq and is a predicted model, not a curated record.
CGUCUUCCGGGGGAGAGGGAUGGCGCCGCUCUCGCCGCCGCUGCCGGCGACGAUGGCACGAGAUCUCCCUCGCGAGCACGAGGCUCUCCCCGAAUUCAGCACGGCAUCGCCCUCCCGCCGAUUCGUCAGCACGUCCUCCCCGGCGGACUCUUUCUACACAACCCUUGAUGGUAUCUAUGGCUUGAUUGUUCAGAUGCAUAUCAGGUUCCAUCAUGGGCAGGAACUUGGUUCAAACACCAAAGAAUAUGUUCAUCUAAUAGGAGAUGUUCUUGCCAAGUGUGAUCACAUUGAGUGGAAGGUGGUUGAGUUGGAGAGGACGCUUUCAGUUGCAUCAAGAGAUCCAACAUAUUAUGGACUUGAUGAAGCUGAACUCUCAAGGAGACGGGAGCUUACUCGCUCUGUUCGUGAUCAGGUUGGUGAUGUCAGGUGUGCUGUUGAAAAAAGAAUGCGCAAAUCAGGAAUACUAACACAUCAGAAGCUGAGAAGAAAUAUCCAUCGUUCUUCCCAAGAUAACAAUGACUAUAUAUCUUCAGAUAGACAUCUUCUACAUGUGAGGCAGCAGGAUGAAGAACUUGAUGAUAUCACUGCAAAUGUUCAGAAUAUCGGAGGCGUCGGGCUAACCAUACGCGGUGAACUGUCUAGACAGGAAUCAUUGAACCAACAAGGUGAUCCUGACCCGAACAAUCCUGGUCUAUCACUGAACGAAAAGGCAACCAUUGCUGUGAUGAAGGUUUUAUCGACCUCAGUGCUUACAAUGAUAGCUGCUCUCAGUACCUACUCAUCUGAUACUCUAGCACCUUUAGCGAAAGGGAGACUCGCAAAGGAGAUGCUCCUUAUCUCCCCUUAUAUAUGUGUGCCGAUUGCUUUAAUUGGAGCUGCUCUUUCACUUUGUGCGUCUGAGAGUAAUGGUCUUGCCGAUUUUGCUUCUAUUGCGGUUCUUCUUGUCUGUCUAUAUGGUAUUGGGCUAGGAGCCUCGGCCGUCAUGAUCAUCUCACACACAACGCGCGGACCGAUGGUGCUUUGGACUUAUCUGCUUGUGAUCACUCUUUUCUGCGCCUGGGGCUGCUUUUUUGCGUAUCCGAGGUGCCUGAAGUUCAUCAUGCGUAUGAUUUAUUGGGAGUGUUUCGAUGGGCGGAGAAGUACCAAGCCUCAGAGGGCAGCGUAUACUCAUCCAGAGAUUAGUCAAGAUACAGACCAAAAGGGCUUCCGUAAGAUGCUUUCCAACUCUUUUGCAACAUGCGGACGGGCCUUUAUUCCUCUCAACGAAGAUAAAACAAUUGAUGUCCUGAAAGCAGUUUCCCCUACUCUUCUCACUGCCAUUAGUGUCCUCAGUUUGUGGGCCGCUCAUACUGUAGCACCGCAGGCGUAUUUUUCUGUUGCGUUGCAGAGGUUUCUGUACAUGCUGCCAUAUUUUUAUCUGCCAUUAGGUGUUGUUACAAUUGCUCUGGCAGUUGCCGCAUCAAAAUCUAAUGGGUUAGCGAGCCAUGCUUCGGUUUUAGGUUUAGUGCUAUGUGCAUUUGGAAUUGCUUUGGGCGCUUGCUGCGGUGUUGUUAUGCUUCAGUUUGCACCCCAACUAUCUGCGCUUGGAGCAGGAGUGUUAAUUGUUGCUCUUGUCAUCAUGUGGGGAUGGAUGCUUGCAUAUCCUAAGAUGCUGAACUUUACCAUCCGCAAGACCUUGUGCCUGUAUUGUGCUCGAAGACUGAAAAUUGUUCCUUUGGGCAGAUAUGAUAGUUCUGGGUGUGAUUCCUGGACAUGGUCAUUUUCAGUGCUGAAGGUCAUCUGCCGCAAUACGGUCCUCUGCCCUUUCAUGUUUCUCGCUUCUUGCUCAAGGAGUGUUCGAGCUUGGUGGAAAACUGUACGUGCACAUAGGGCUAGAGUUGACUUGGAUCCUGAGGCUGGAGUGGAGAUGAUCCCUAUGGCUGUACAUGUGGAAACCCAAGGUGGUUUUCCACAAGGUGGCGUUGACUGGCAGUGGAUGAAUAGUAUGAGGCGAUAUCGUAUGAGAUUUUAGGGUAGCACUAGCAUGGCUGCAUUAUCCCAUGUAAUACUACUUGUUCUGACAAUACCCCAGGCCAGUGUAAAGUUAACAAUUGCAGAAAAUUGAGCUGCUGUGAGAUGCUGUGACCCAUUUGCUACUAUGAUCUAAGUGUAGUUUGAGAUAAAUUA